Messenger RNA from Megalops cyprinoides (Indo-Pacific tarpon), 2567 nucleotides. It is a transcript of the gene pola2, whose product is annotated as polymerase (DNA directed), alpha 2. The transcript has 18 exons. Bases 366 to 2183 code for a protein of 605 amino acids. Lineage: Eukaryota; Metazoa; Chordata; Actinopteri; Elopiformes; Megalopidae. Gene Ontology annotation, molecular function: DNA binding. The record is from RefSeq and is a predicted model, not a curated record. Gene Ontology annotation, cellular component: alpha DNA polymerase:primase complex. Gene Ontology annotation, biological process: DNA replication initiation; DNA replication.
UUUUCGCGGCAAAUGGGAAGGUAGUGUCAAAUUUUCUUAAAAGUUUGGGAUAGGGUUGCCAUAAGUAUGCAUGUUUUUUGUCGUACUAUACAUAGGCAUUGCAGUAGAGAGCAAAUUCCUUAGGUAAUAUGUGCUAGUUCAACGUAUGGUUUUUUUGAAAGCAUAAACUGUAAACACCUGGGUAGAAAGCAACCUGGCUUCCUCUUCAUUCCGUGGAACUGUACCAAAUUGACAGGAUUGUUGCAACAUAAUUUUUUUGGACGUUGCAGGUAUCUGGUUAGCUGCCUUGUGCGCACCGUAUCACCUCCUUAGCACCAACUGUUCAUUAAGAUCAAUUAACACAGCUAGUGCUACAAACAAAGGCAAUGGCAUCUUUAGACGUGGACAGCAUCAAGACGGAGCUCAGUGUGUUCGACAUCGACUGUGAGGACGAGACGGUGUUGGAAAAAAUGCUGGAGCAGUGCAUGUGUCACCGGCUACAGAGCGACGGGAUCGUCCUGGAGUGGGUGGCGUUCAGCACUACCAAGGGUGGACUGAAGCUGACCCUGGACGCCCUAGAGAAGUUCGAGCACGAGGUGCUAAGCAAGAAACAGAAAUCCAGGCCGAGCUUCUCCAAGAAGGAGGAGCCGCUGAACCGAACCAGAGACGUGAACUCUCUUCAUGACUUGAUCAAAGCUGAAGAGGAGGAGGAGGAUCUGCUUGACUCGUAUUCCACUCCAGCCAAGGGAUCCCAGAAGCGGGCUCUGACUACUCCCGAGCACCCUCGUUCCAAGAGGGGCGUGUCUUUAGCACCCAGCCCUCGACAGCUCCUCUCCCCCGCCUGUUUCUCCCCCAGUGUCACUCCCUCCCAGAAGUACAGUGCACGUUCAGCGCGGGGCGAGGUGGUGUCCACGUUCGGCGCUGUCCAGGGAGCCAAUUGGACAGGACAGAGGGCAAGUGGACCAAUCGGGGUGGAGCUUCUGGAGGGCACAGAGGACUCCCUGGUCAGCAGCUACAAGUUCAUGUUCCAGAGGCUGCGGGAUGUCCGUAAUGUUCUGACAGAGAGGAUAGAAGAGCUGGGAGAGGAGCUGAGGUCUCACUUCAACAUUGAGGAGUUCUCACCUCUCGGACUGCCAGCUCAGGACAGGGUGACUGUGCUAGGACAGGUGUGCUGCGACAGCAACGGGAAGCUGAAUGCCCAGUCCGUGCUGCUGGAGGCAGGGCAGGACCAGGGUGGCCGACAGGUUCCUCUGGACCUAUCAGAGCUCAAGGAGUAUUCCCUCUUCCCAGGGCAGGUGGUCGUCAUGGAGGGGAUGAACACCACAGGAAGGAAGCUGGUGGCCUCCAAACUGUGUGAGGGGGUACCUCUGCCAUUCCACUCUGCAGGCAUGGAGACAGGCAACAUGGCUGAAGAAGGUGAGCCCCAGAUGGUCAUGGUUGCCUGUGGACCAUAUACCCCGUCCGACAGCCUCAGCUAUGACCCCCUCUUCGACCUCAUCAAUGUCAUUGUCCGGGACCGCCCUGACAUCUGCAUACUGCUUGGCCCUUUCCUGGACUCCAAACAUGAGCAGAUAGAGAAAUGCCAGCUAACUGAGACCUUUGAAGCUGUGUUCUUAAGAUGUGUGGAGAGCAUCGUGGAAGGAACGAGAGGGGUAGGCUGUCAGCUGGUGUUUGUGCCCUCUCUGAGAGACGUCCACCAUCACUUCAUCUACCCACAACCCCCCUUCACUCUGCCUGACCUCAGCAAGGAGGACACCGAGCGUGUGACCCUGGUGUCUGACCCCUGCACCCUUCUCAUUGGUGGUGUGACCUUUGGCCUGACCUCCACAGACAUCCUCUUCCACAUGGGGGCGGAGGAGAUCAGCAGUGCGUCCGGCUCUGACAGAUUCACACGCAUCCUGAAGCACAUGCUGACCCAGAGGAGCUAUUACCCACUGUACCCUCCAGCGGAGGAGAUCAACAUGGACUACGAGAGAUUCCUGAGCUACGGCCAGAUGCCCCUCACGCCUGACGUGCUCAUAGUACCCUCUGAACUGCGUUACUUCAUUAAGGAUGUGAUUGGCUGCAUGUGCAUGAAUCCUGGCCGAUUAACCAAAGGACAGGUGGGCGGGACUUAUGGAAGGCUGCUCAUACAGCGACGAGCCCCAUUGGCUGAAGGGAGGAGGCAGAGUCCUAUUGUUGCAUGUCAGGUGGUGAAGAUCUGAUUGUGACCUCAUUCAUUCAGUACUGUUUCCUGUUCUAACCCCACACCCUCCGUUCCCCAACACACUGGACUCCCCUAAUGGGCUUCUACAUGGUGCAGGAUUUCAUAAAGCUGUCGAUUUUUUUUAUGUAUAGAAAAAAAUGUAAACUUGAGUAAAGGUUUUUGAAGUACCCACCAGGCUGCUGAAUUCAUUCCCAGACUCAAACACUCUGGCACUUUUGACCUCUGACCCCUAAGGAGUACACAGGUUUCAUUUGAAAGAGACAAUACUGAGACUAUGGGGUGCAAGUUGCAGUGUGGCCCAAGACUUCCAUCUCAUUUCCAUGUCUUGUUAAAGCAUGUUGAAGAUGAAAAGACCCCAUAAUGUGUCUAUUGUGUUUUUUGA